AGGAAAAGUAGCAGCUAGCUAGAAAAUCUACAAGAGGAGGAGGGGAGGGGAGGGGAGGGGGCAACAACUCUCUGAUGAUUUCUUGCUUCUCUCAAGGUCGGUCAGCUCUUGGAUUCAACAACCACAUGAAGGGGAGCAAGAGAUCGAUCGAUUAUUAACACGCACAGGCCAGUACAUGUGAGCCGGCAGCUGCUGCUGCAUCAAUUUUACUUCUCCUGGCUUGCUUCAAGAAUAUAAUCGAGCCAGGGAUAUAUCGAUCGGAGCUGGAAGGAAGAAUCGAUCCGCGGAUCGAGUGCCAAGAAUUGAAGGAAACCCUAGCUAGGUAGCUAGCUAGCAAGUACAAGAGAUCGAGAAGCUGGCGAGCAGGUGGUGGGACGAGGGGCGGCUCGGCCUGCCGGAGCCAUCCUCCCUUGGCAAGAACGACAUGACGCCUUCUUCCAAGGACGGCGGUGCCACCGAGCAGCCGACGAGCGGCGGUAGUGGCGACGACCGCGACAACGGCAGCAGCGCUGAGCCCAAGGAAGGCGCCGUGGUGACCGGCAACCGGCGCCCCCGCGGGCGGCCACCGGGGUCUAAGAACAAGCCCAAGCCGCCCAUCUUCGUGACGCGGGACAGCCCCAACGCGCUGCGCAGCCACGUCAUGGAGGUGGCCGGCGGCGCCGACGUGGCCGAGUCCAUCGCCAACUUCUCGCGCCGCAGGCAGCGCGGCGUGUGCGUGCUGAGCGGCGCGGGCACGGUCACCGACGUGGCCCUCCGGCAGCCUGCGGCGCCCGGCGCCGUGGUGGCGCUCCGCGGGCGCUUCGAGAUCCUGUCCCUGACCGGCACCUUCCUGCCCGGCCCGGCGCCGCCCGGCUCCACGGGGCUCACCGUGUACCUCGCCGGCGGGCAGGGGCAGGUCGUGGGCGGCAGCGUGGUCGGCACGCUCACGGCGGCGGGGCCGGUGAUGGUGAUUGCGUCCACGUUCGCCAACGCCACCUACGAGAGGCUGCCGCUGGACGAGGCCGACGAGGAGUCCGUCCAGGCGCAGCAGCCUCCGCCCGGGGCCGGCGGCGGAGGGCCGCCUCUGAUGGUGGGCGGUAUGGCCGCCGAUCCAUCGGCGAUGCCGAUGUUCGCCGGCGUGCCGCCAAACCUGAUGCCGGGGGGCGGCGGCGCCCCCGGAGCGGGCCUGCAGCUCGGGCACGAGGGGCUUGCUGCAUGGGCUCAUCAUCAUGCACGGCCCCCGCCCUACUAGAUAGAUCAAGUUAGGAUCAGAGGAAGCAGGGAUGAUAUGAUCAUCCAUGGCGGCCAUGGUCAACCGAUCGAGUAAGUAGCUAAUGUGAUGAGGAUGAUUACCAUAUCUCGUUCAUCCAUCCCAUACAAAUUAAGCUAAGUGAAGAUCGAAUUAAGCAUGCAUGUCUGGUAGAUCGAUAUCGGAUCGGAGCUAAUAAUAGUAAAAUUAAGGCUAGCUCUUCGAUUGAUUCUACUAAGAAGAAGAAGGUAAAGCAUGUGACUCUAUGUUGUGUGGCUGUGUUCCAAAUGUAUGUCAGCUACUCAGCUCAAGAUAUAACCAAUAAACUAGCUUGUU
Molecule: messenger RNA, 1564 nt
Organism: Panicum virgatum (switchgrass)
Lineage: Eukaryota; Viridiplantae; Streptophyta; Magnoliopsida; Poales; Poaceae
Product: AT-hook motif nuclear-localized protein 20-like
Exons: 2
Coding region: 425-1231 (268 amino acids)
Cellular component (GO): nucleus
Molecular function (GO): minor groove of adenine-thymine-rich DNA binding; DNA-binding transcription factor activity
Source: RefSeq, a predicted model, not a curated record